UUCACGCGUGAAAACUCGCGAAUGGCCUUCACCUUAUAAUGAAAGCAGACAACACAUCACAAACUGACAUCAUCUAAUGUAAUAAAUCUACGACUUUAGCUAAAAAGGGACAACAAAAUGAGCAAGAUAAACGAUACAAAAUACAAUGAAGGGAUGCAGCACGUGAAACAAGCUGAAAAAUAUAUGAAGACAUCUCUAUUUAAAUGGCAGCCAGACCGAGAUAGUGCAAUAUCUGAAUAUCAGAAAGCAGCCACAGAUUUUCGAAAUGCCAAGGCUAUUGAUAAAGCCAAAGAUACUUAUAUUCAUGUAGCUGAAUUACAACAACAGAUGAAUUCAACAUUCCAUGCAGCUAAAUCGUACGAACAAGCUGGUUUAUUGUGUAAAGAGAAUAAAGAUUGGGAUGAAGCCUGUCACCUGAUGACGAUGGCUGCCCAGAUGUUUCAGGAACAUGGAACUCCAGAUACUGCUGCAUUGACACUUGAUAAAGCUGGAAAGAUGAUGGAGCAGGUAAAACCGGGUCGUGCUAUAGAUUUAUAUAUAAGAGCUUGCGAUGUAGCUGAAAUUGAAGAUAGACCAAUAAAUUGUGCCGAGUUUAUAGGUAAAGCAGCUCGUCUUCUAAUAAAUAGUCAACGAUAUGAAGAGGCUAUUAAUGCCCUACAGAGAGAAUUAGAAUAUUAUUUAGCUGCUGAAAGCUAUGAUAAAAUGAAGAAAGUUAUAAUGGGACAAGUCCUGGUUCAUUUAACUCAUGAUGAUUACGUCGCAGCCGAUCUCUGUUUUAAAAAUAGUCUCAGUUUACCCGAGUUUGGAUCAAGUGAAGAAGCAGGUGCUUUAGAAGACUUAUUAACAGCUUAUGAUGAGGGUGACGAUGAUAAAGGGAAGACAACUCUCAACCUACCUUUAUUUAAAUAUCUAGAUAAUGCUUUUGCUAAAUUAGCGAAGGGAUUGGUAAUGCCAACAGGUUUAGGAGGUAAAGCAGGUGAUAAUAAAGGUAUUGUUAUAGAGGACGGAGAAUUUGACGGAGAUGAUUUACGCUAAAAACAACGCACAAAAUAUAUAAACUUAAUUAAUAAUUACUCAUCAUGGAUUUACACAGCUGUAUCAAUCUGUGAAGCUAGCAUAUAACAGCUGCCACAUUCAAGUACGAAAACCAUUUCCGGAAAUAUAAUUGUUUGUUUAAUUUAUUUUAGUGAUUUUAAAAUUUAAGAAAUAAAACUUUGUUUUUUGUACCAGGAACUAUCACCAAGCGCUGCUUAUCUUGUCGUUUUUGAUCGUGGGGCGACGGCAAUUCAAGUACGAUUGACAUGCUAUUUCGUAAGCUUGUUCCAUGUAUUUUUGCGCAUUGAUUGACAGUGAUUAUGUCAUGCUCGGUUUCUGGUCCAUGAUACCAUUAUACUUGUUUUUAUAUACACCCACAUUUUCAUGUGGACGUAUAUUGUUGUCGCCCCUGUCAAUCCAGACGUUCGUCCACAAUUUAUUUGUGGACACUCUUAAGGUCACAAUUCUUAUCCGAUUUUGGCAAAACUUGAAAUACAGGUGUAUCUCCCAAGGAUCUUGGUUCCUUUCGAAAUUGGCAUGUAUAGGACCGUAACUGCAUGGAUUUUAAUGAUACUUGAAAUGUAUGUUUAUAACCGAAAGAUCUUGGAUCCUUUCGAUAUUCCACAUAUCGGACUGUAACUUCCUGUCCAUCUCUUACAAAAUGCAUGGCAUGGCAACCACUUGUUUUAAUUCAAUAAAUAAAUUGUCAAUAAUUAACAUGAUUGAGAUUUACGCUAAAUCAACGUUGUCAUUUAACAAUAAACAAGUGAGUUUUUCUCGGAGCUUUCUUGGGUAUGUCGUUCAUGUAAAUAAAGAGUGAAUUAUAAUAGACUUGUUCAACCAAACUCAGAAAGGCUGCACGAGAAACAUUAUGCCGAUUGUUCUGUUUAAAAAGUAUUUUAUUUAAAAGAAGAUUUUGAAAAAUCGAGAUGAAUAGGAUGCAGUAACGUGCAAAAAUCCUUAUAUAAAACUAGUCCACAGUCCCCCAUUGUGCAAUCGGAUUAAAAUACAGAUCUAUAUUUCAUUUCGUUUUUUUUAUGCUGUUGCUGGUCUACACUACAUGAAGAUCUGACCAGUUGUACUGGAAGGUUGCGUCAGGGGUCAUACAAGCGGCAUUUGACCUUUUGACGUCAGACUUUGAUUUAUCAAUCAGCGUUGACGUUUCUAGUGGUUUACCCACAGUUUCGUGCAUGGUAUGCCAAGAAGUCGCCGUAACAGAUGGUUUCAUUGGCUAAUCCCUCACACCAUCCAGAACGAAUUUUCCAGACCCUAGUGUAGUACAGACAAAUAAAACGAAAUUUUGAACUAUAAAAAACGAAACGAAAUAGGAUCUGUGUUUUAAUUAUAUUGCCCAUUCUGAUUACUAGAUGAUCUCGUCUAGAGCAUGACGCUAUUUGUGUACAUUGCAGUAGAUACGCUGAAUAUAACGGAUUUUUUUACAUCAGUAAAAGCAUCAAUAAAAAAGGGACAUUUAAGCCAAGGCUAUUUUAUAGCCAAUCACCUGUAGGCUAUGGUGACGAUUAUGCAAUGUAAACUGAUGUAGUCAGUCUCGCCUCGUCUCAUGCGGUUUCCUUCGUCUGGUUGAGCAAGACUAUAAAUCAUAAGAGUACGAAUCUGUGUUUGUAAUUUUUUUUAUAAAUAUUUGUUGUUCCUACUGUAUAAGCAACUUUGUUAAGAAUAUGUCUCAUUCCAAUCGAUGUUAUUUGUUUAUUUGAUUCUUUUUUGUAUAAAUUCAUUUAUUUUAAAGUAGAAAUGCCAGUACAGUGAGCAUAAAAGUGGGUUUAAGUAUGCAAAGCUAACACCAAUAUUUGAGGAAAUAGCUUCUUUGCGUUGGCUGGAAAUUUCAAAUCAAAAUAUUGAGCCGCUUGGAAGUGAUCACUAGAUUUAAUUUGUGUUAAGGGUUACAUCACUCAUUUAAGGAAUUUCACUGUUCAAUCGUAUGAGUGAGUUGAUAAUUAUGACUAUAGAUAUGAUUGUUCAGGCACUCAUACAGGUGGAAUUAGCUAAUAUAUGGGUUUAUCUGGGUGCUUGAGUUUCUCCAUUACUGCUAAAAAUGCCUAUGCACAAGCAAAUUAUUGAAACAAAGCUGGCUCCAUAUGUUAGUCCAAAAGUAACCCAGUUCUUUUUUCCAGUGAACAAUUAAACUCUCUAUUCCCCCCAUCACCUCUCUCUCUCUCCCUCUCUGGGUUGGGUGGUUGAGUGUUCUAAUGUAUGCACUUUAGAUUAUAAGGUCUGACAUUGAGUCAAAGGACAUGGUUUUGAUUCCAACCUUGUACAAUCUCUCUCUUUUUGUCCCCCCCCCCCUUUUGUACCCCUCUCUCUUUGUACCCCCCCCCCCUCCCUCUCUCUCUGCUCUCCCCAUCUCUUUCUUUUUGUACCCCUCUCCCUCUCUCUGUGUAUCCUUCUCUCUGAACACCCUCUCACAACUCUCUCUUUCUCUCUCUUUGCCCCCUCCUCUCCCUCUGUACCACCCGCUCUCUCUCUCUCUCUAACUAAUGAUGUGGAAGUUCUGAAACAAUCUAUUAAAGAUGUGUUAUGUGUAUAUUAUGUGUUAAAUAUAUUUAUUUAUAAGUUUAUUGUUUGUAGAUAUGUUCUCCAUUAUAUGCAACUUUUACAAGAUGUACAUUUAUUUAUAAUAUUGUAAAUAUUUAGCUUAGUGAUAAACGUAUUUACUCUGGUAUAUCAGUUGUUUCUCUAGGUCACAGACACUAAAUAUUGAAAUCAUUUGAUGUAGAAUUAGAAAUAGACUUUUCUGUGGUGUAUAUUAUGAAUAUAGAUUAUGCAUAGGUAGGACAAUAUUAAUUACGAGUAUCAAUUAUGCAUAGGUAAGACAGUAUUAAUUAUGAGUAUCAAUUAUGCAUUAGUAGGACAAUAUUAAUUAUACAUAGGUAAGACAAUAUUAAUAUUGAAAUUGUUUUAUCUAAAAUUAGAUAUAGACUUUUUUUGUGGUUUAUAUUAUGAAUAUUAAUUAUACAUAGAUACAUAGGUAGGACAAUAUUAAAGUCCUGAUGCACCAUUUGCAUUUUCGCUGAAAUAUCAAAUUUCUCACUGCUACACGCUACUGGACAGGAUUGAACCAUUUUUCGACUCAAUCAGAUUAAAAUACAGAUCUAUAUUUUGUUUCUUUUUUUUAUACUUUCGAUGGCCUGACCGGCUGUAGUGAAAGGUCGGUUAAGAGUUCAUAUGAGCGACUUUUGACCCUAUGACGUCAGACAUUUGAUUAACCAAUCAGCUUUGCUGUUUCUAGUGGGUUACCCACAGUUCUAUGCAGACCGUUUCAUUGGCUAAUCCCUCACAUCAUCCAGAUCCAAGUGUAGUAAAAACAAGUAAAACAAAAUUUUGAACUAUAAAACACGAAAUGAAAUAGGAUCUGUGUUUUAAUCAGAUUGUUUUGGACUGAUAUUCAUAUAAGACAUUCAUCCUUCACAAUACUGCAGUUUGUACGGAAUUCCUAUUGCUUAUAAUUGCGCAAUCAGACUUUAAGUAUGCAUAGGUAUGUCCUGUCUAUAGUCAUUCUGAGAAAAAAACAAGAGAUUUGUAAUUUGAUAUUGUAUUUUAUUCUGUGCAAUGAAAAUUUUACCUUUUAUGAAAUAUUAUCAUGCAAUAGGCAAGGCUGCCGACAGAGUAGAGUGUAAGGGUGGUAUUCACUGGUCUAGGUUUAUCGAAAGUUUAAAUUUAAGCAAUCCAUUUAAAUUACGAAAUACAUUGUAUUAGCCAUGAAAUUUGGCAUUAUCAUAUGAUUAGAAAUACUGAAUUGAAUUGAACCAUUUUUGCAGGGAUAUGAUUGUCAGAGAUCCAACUUUCUCAAUAUGGUUGUUUGCAGAGGAAUCGCCAAUAUAUUAAAGGAUUCCCUAAUAUUGUAAUUUGCAGGGGAUUCUCAAAUAUUGUAAUUUCCAAAGGAUUCCCCAAUAUUGUAGUUUGCAAAGGAUUCCCCGAUAUUGCUGUUUGCAAGGGAUUCCCCAAUAUUGUUGUUUGUUAAGGAUUCCCCAAGAAUGUAGUUUGCAAAGGAUAACCCAAUAUUGUAGUUUGUAAAGAAUUCCCCAAUACCUCAAAUCGCAAUCGGCGGCUUUAAGCAUUAAAAUUGAGAAAGUAAAGAUUAUUAAAGUCUGACUUUACGUAUCGCAAAAGUGGUUCCAGGUACAGGUAAGAUUUCUUCAAUUUUUUUUAUAUUAAUGAGGCUUUUUGUCUUUUAAAUCAUGUAUUAUUAGUACCAAUAAUUUUUUUAUAAUCUUUGUAAGAAUGCAAUAUGCUCAUUAUGAAUAAACUCUGUUAAAACUACA
Messenger RNA from Patella vulgata (common limpet), 5315 nucleotides. Its product is annotated as gamma-soluble NSF attachment protein. Gene Ontology annotation, cellular component: vacuolar membrane; SNARE complex. The record is from RefSeq and is a predicted model, not a curated record. The transcript has 10 exons. Bases 118 to 1035 code for a protein of 305 amino acids. NCBI's taxonomy places the organism in Eukaryota, Metazoa, Mollusca, Gastropoda, Patellidae. Gene Ontology annotation, molecular function: soluble NSF attachment protein activity; syntaxin binding. Gene Ontology annotation, biological process: intracellular protein transport.